This is a messenger RNA of Labrus bergylta (ballan wrasse), 4083 nucleotides long. The record is from RefSeq and is a predicted model, not a curated record. NCBI's taxonomy places the organism in Eukaryota, Metazoa, Chordata, Actinopteri, Labriformes, Labridae.
GUUUCAUAAUACAGCUCUCUCAGUGUGUGUGUGUGGAGCUUAUCCGAGAAGUCACUGAAGGAAUAACCGUCCUUAAGAGGAGUCUUCCUAAUACAACGUGAAAGAGGAGCGUCACUACUUCUGUCCAGGCUCCACAAGCCUUUCCUUCCUGUUUGCCGACCAAAGGAGAAGAGACGAGUCAUUCAUUACAGCUUCUCUGGCGUCUGUAGCCUCCGUCAGCAACCAGCCAGAGCCAACAUGCAGGAAGAGUCUAAAAACAGAAGAAUGAACAUGGAUUUUUCCCAACUGCACACAUAUACACCGCCGCAGUGUGCUCCGGAGAACACUGGCUAUACCUACUCUCUCAGCUCCAGCUACUCCACAAGAGCGUUAGAGUUUGAGAAGGAGCACCAGAUUGCUGCCGUGUACGAGUCACCCAGGAUGUCACGGCGGAGCCUGCGUCUGCAGACCAGUGCCAGUCACUAUGACAACGGGAGUCUGGCUGAUUACUCUCAGAACCACAGCAGUAGCAGCAGCAGCUACACCAGCACACGGAGAGAGACGCGGACGCUGCGCAGCAAAAAGCAGCAGUCCAGUUCCGGCUCCUUGUCCCUUUCCCUGAGUCAGACUCAAACCGCCACACCGCGGAAAACCCUCGCCUUCUCAGCCAUUAGCACCCCCAUCAACAGCAGCAGCGUUCAGGAGAGCCACCAAGAGUGUGAUGCCUCGCUGCUAACCCCCAUCGUCGACCAGUCCCACCUGAGACAACGCACCAUCACCACAACCUCCACAUCUGUGGAUGGACACUGGGCGCGGAGUCACAGCUCUGACCACAAUUCGUCGACUAUCAACGGCGACGCCAGUGCGUCCAAGUCCCACACCUCCCUCGCCAAUGGGUACAUCUGCAAAGACUGCUCUCUUCACUCUCAUAAGACGGACUCCCAUAGCACGCAGUCUUCAUCACUAUUAACAUCAUCAUCUCAGGCUGCCGUAGCUUCCACAGAUGCCCUCUUCUCCUCCUCCACUUCAUCGCCUUUCACAAGUGUGUACUCCAGAGACAGGAGUAGACGGAACAAGACAGGUGUGCUGGUGUCUGUGUCUAACACGUGUAUGCGCUACAGCAAACGAGCGUUGGCGCCCAUUGUGACCUUAGUCACCCUGCUCUACAACAAUGUGCUCUGGCUUGGUUCAAGGGUCAAAAGCCCUCCAGGAAAAGGUGCGUUAACUUCGUUUUCCGACUCCAUGAGACGAGCAGCGUCCUCCAGUCUGUCCCAACUGUGGCUGUUAAAGCAGAACACUCUCCACAGGGUGAUGGGCCACGGGUCAAAAGGCUAUGAAGGACAAGCCCACUCAAGUUACUGUGGAAGCAUGAACGUGAAGGGGCUGAUGACUGAAGAUGCGUCACAUCUUAAACUCAAUGGUUCCCUAUGCGAUGACUGUAAAGGGAAGCAGCAUUCUGAAACACAAACCGUCCUCCUGACAAAGUCCUCCAGAUCACAGCGCCUGGCGGGGGUGCUCUGGAGCGUCCUAGCUUACACAGGUUACUGCCUCCUCCAGCCGGGUUACUGCGUGGUGAGAGUGGGGAAAGCGUUGGGCUCAGGAGCUGGGACCGUACUGCAGAGGCUGCUCUCUCUGUUCUGGAUGCUCCUGGCAGCUCCAGUGAAGGCAGGCAGAGGACUUCUGUGCUUUCUUGCAUCAGGAUGGUACCAGCUGGUGUCUCUCAUGUCUCUCCUCAACGUCUUCUUUCUGACACGGUGCCUUCCCAAGCUCUGGAAACUCCUGCUGCUCCUUUUACCCCUUUUGCUCCUUCUUGCUUUAUGGUUUUGGGGUCCGUCCACUGCUGCCCUGCUCGCUUACCUUCCGGCCAUUAACUUAACCGAGUGGCGUCCUGCCUCUCCCCUAGCCCUCCUGUCUAACUUAGUGCCAGCUUCUGCUCCAGCUCCUGCCUCUGUCCCCGUCCCUGCACCAGAGACUCCACUAGAACAAACCCCAGCUACACCGGUCUCACAGGCACCGCCGAUCCUUCCCCCGCUGGCCGUCUCUAGCCUUGAUUUAGAGCGACUGGAACGUGUGGAGCAGCAACUCGCCCUGCUGUGGGGACGCGUCAAAAAGGGUGACGAAAAUCAAGAGCGUCAUGUGGAGGUUUUGGGUCUCUACAGCACCCUGAAGGAGCAGCUCCACACUCAGACCGACAGGGAGAGCUUGGGACUGUGGGUGUCCUCCCUGCUGGAGGAGAGGCUGGGCGUCGUGAGGGGAGAGCUGGAACAGCAGAACACUAACAUAGUAAAGAGCGAAGAGAAGCAGAAAGAGCACCAAGAGAGUCAUGCAUCACGUCUGGCUGAAUUAGAACUUCUGCUGAGCACUCUGGCUGCCAAAACUGAGGAGGUUCAGCAGAAGCAGCAGAAAUAUGAGCAUGAGAAACGGCAAGAACGGGUCAAAGAGGUUUCCACUCCAGCAGCAGACCCAGACCCUGUCAGUGUGGGUGUGAAGCAGGAGGACCAUGAUGCUCUGUUUGCGGAGGUGCACAGACUUGAGGUGGAGCUUGGCAAAAUCCGAAAGGACCUGCAGGGGGUUUUGGGAUGUAAGGGCAAGUGUGAGCAGCUGGACAUGCUGCAGGAGACGGUAAGUGUGUCCUCUCAGGUGUCCUCUCAGGUGUCCUCUCAGGUGCGUAAGGAGUUGCAGGCUCUGUUCUUCGGCAGUGGGUCAGGAGAGCAGCAUGGAGAGGUGCCUGAGUCGCUGGUCCUCUGGCUAUCUCAGCGCUACGUUAACACACCAGACCUGCAGGCCUCCCGCUCCCUGGAGAUGAGCAUCCUGAGAAACGUGUCCCUGCAGCUGGAGCAGAACCGGGCCCAGACCUUGGGUGAAGCUGAAUCCCAAGCCAAGAGCAUCGUUCAGACGGUGACCGGGAGCGUCCAGCACACUGCCACUGCGGGAAUGUCAGAAGAGCAAGUGAAGCUGAUUGUCCAGAACGCUCUGAGGCUCUACUCCCAGGAUCGAACAGGCCAGGUGGACUACGCGCUGGAGUCUGGAGGUGGAAGCAUCCUCAGUACUCGCUGCUCGGAGACAUAUGAGACCAAGACGGCCCUCAUGAGUCUGUUCGGCCUGCCCCUCUGGUACUUCUCCCAGUCUCCACGGGUGGUCAUCCAGCCUGAUGUGUAUCCUGGUAACUGCUGGGCAUUCAAAGGCUCUCAGGGCUACCUGGUAAUCCGGUUAUCCCUAAGGAUCCUGCCUACAUCCUUUUGCGUGGAGCACAUCCCCAAGGCCCUGUCCCCCACUGGAAACAUCACCAGCGCCCCACAAAACUUCACUGUUUUUGGGCUAGACGAUGAGUACCAGGAGGAGGGAAAGCUGCUCGGGCAGUACACAUACCAGGAAGACGGGGAGUCACUGCAAACAUUUCCUGUCAUGGAACAAAAUGACAAGAGCUUCCAGAUCAUCGAGGUGCGGGUGCUCUCCAACUGGGGUCACCCUGAAUACACCUGCAUGUACCGCUUCAGAGUCCACGGAGAUCCUCGGCCUCAGUGAACCAAUCACCACCACACACACACAGUCAUGUAUGACAUACCAACCUAUCUGUACAUAGCUCUCGCCAACUUCUUUUAAAAAGGAGGGGACUCGGAGGUAAAUGAUGGACGUUUUGAAAGACAAAGGAGACAAAGAAAUUGUGGAUUAAUAAAGGAAUGUGCACAGACUGAAUCAUGGACAAGUGUUUUGUUGAAAGAGUCACAGGAAAGUCUGUAUGGGAUCUGUCAUGAACACAGAGGAGGAAUGGAACCACAGAAGUAAAUGAAACUCCGAGCCCCCUUUUCUAAAAGGUCUCUUGCACUGAAUAAGCCCGCGAUGGCGACAGGCUCUGACCUGAGCAGACAUAUCCAUGGACGAAUGAAAUGGGGGGGCACUAAGGACUUUUCUCCUCCAUUUCUUCACACACUGCAUCUCAGUUUGAUUUCUUGUUUUGCUCAUAUUAUUUUCCACUUUUUUUUCAGGAUCAAAGCCACUACACCUUUGCAUGUAACCAUUUUUGUCCAUUUGUGGCCAUCAAGUUUUUCAGCAGUGACUUUAACCGAGCUGUUUGGUUGGCCUGCUGGACUGAAAUGCACCAGA